Messenger RNA from Elaeis guineensis (African oil palm), 642 nucleotides. The record is from RefSeq and is a predicted model, not a curated record. NCBI's taxonomy places the organism in Eukaryota, Viridiplantae, Streptophyta, Magnoliopsida, Arecales, Arecaceae.
AUGACUUCAUAUGGAUCACUUAUGAGAUUGUUGUACGAUCAAAGGGAAAAGGAUAAAAUAGAAAAGAGAUUGGAAAAGAAGACACAACCGAUGCUUACAUCAUCAUGCGUAUUGACUCCCACAGGCAUUUUGGCAUCAGGUGACACAGAAAAGCUCCAGCUUGCUUUGGAAGUUCCAGUGUCGGAGCUCAUUGGGAAGAAUAUUCUCCUCUACUUCUCAGCACAGUGGUGCGGCCCCUGCCGCGCCUUCCUACCUAAACUCAUAGAGGAAUACAAGAAGAUCAAGGACAAGGACAGCGCCUUUGAGGUGGUCUUCAUCUCCAGUGAUGAAGACCAGAAUUCUUUUGAGGACUUCUUCUCAGGCAUGCCUUGGCUGGCACUCCCCUUCGGGGAUGUGCGAAAGAAGUCAUUGAGCCGCCUUUUCAAAAUACGCGGAAUCCCUUCUCUUGUUGCCAUUGGACCUACUGGAAAGACAGUCACUACGGAUGCGAAACUCCUCUUGUUGAUCCAUGGAGCUGAUGCCUAUCCGUUCACAGAGGAGAGGAUCAAGGAGUUGGUGGAGAACAAGGAGAAAACUGGUGAAGAGCAGGAAGAAACCAAGGAAGGAUACGUAUGUGAUGGGGAUGUUUGCCGCAAAGCCUAG